Molecule: messenger RNA, 1552 nt
Organism: Xylona heveae TC161
Lineage: Eukaryota; Fungi; Ascomycota; Xylonomycetes; Xylonales; Xylonaceae
Product: cell division control protein 2
Exons: 4
Coding region: 235-1209 (324 amino acids)
Biological process (GO): G1/S transition of mitotic cell cycle; regulation of G2/M transition of mitotic cell cycle; regulation of gene expression
Cellular component (GO): cyclin-dependent protein kinase holoenzyme complex; cytoplasm; nucleus
Molecular function (GO): ATP binding; cyclin binding; cyclin-dependent protein serine/threonine kinase activity
Source: RefSeq, a predicted model, not a curated record
CCAACUCCGUCGAUCAAAGAGGGUCCCUGCUCUUUCACACGGCAAUACACUCGUUCGAGACCCUUGCCCCACCACAGACAUUGCUCUCAGAGAGUUCUCCUGUUCAAGGACUUCUUUGAUAACCUGUCUUGGAACUGUUUACAGGACGCGGCGUCCCAGAGAUUGACUGCUGGUUCUUUUCUCAUCUGUACGGUUUACUGAGCACCGGCCAAGAGUUUGGCGAGCUCGUUCAAGAUGGAAAACUACCAAAAGAUUGAGAAGAUUGGCGAAGGAACCUACGGUGUUGUUUACAAAGCUCGUGAUCUGACGCAUCCGAAUCGUAUUGUCGCCCUAAAGAAGAUUCGUCUGGAGGCCGAGGAUGAGGGUGUGCCUAGCACUGCCAUUCGCGAGAUCUCGCUGCUUAAGGAGAUGCAAGACCCCAACAUUGUCAGCUUGUUGAAUAUUGUUCAUGCGGACGGCCACAAGCUUUACCUGGUUUUCGAGUUUCUCGACCUCGAUUUGAAGAAAUACAUGGAAGCUCUUCCGGUUGAGCAAGGUGGUCGUGGAAAGCCCUUGCCCAAUGGCUCCGGCGUUGAACUUGGGCGACUCGGCCUUGGCGAUGCGAUGGUCAAGAAAUUUAUGAGCCAAUUGGUCCAGGGUGUUCGUUACUGCCACAGCCACCGCAUUCUACACCGUGACCUCAAGCCACAGAACCUCCUGAUCGACCGCGACGGUAACUUGAAAUUGGCGGAUUUCGGUCUUGCUCGGGCCUUUGGUGUUCCUUUGCGAACCUACACACACGAGGUCGUGACCCUGUGGUAUCGAGCUCCGGAAAUUCUCCUUGGUGGUCGCCAAUACUCCACUGGUGUCGACAUGUGGUCGGUUGGCUGCAUUUUCGCAGAGAUGUGCACCCGCAAGCCUCUCUUCCCUGGUGACUCCGAGAUUGACGAGAUUUUCAAGAUUUUUAGAGGACUUGGCACCCCGGAUGAGAACAUUUGGCCCGGCGUCACUUCGUUCCCUGACUUCAAGCAGUCUUUUCCAAAGUGGAGUAGAGAUUAUAACCGCCCCCUCGUCUCCGGUCUCGAUGAGGACGGACUCAAUCUUCUCGACCUUAUGCUCGUCUAUGACCCUGCCAUGAGAAUUUCCGCCAAGCAAGCGUGUGAGCACCCAUAUUUCCGCGAGGGCUCAACGACGUACAGUGGACACGCCCCGCGUAACGGCUUCCGCUAGUGGCUGGACUGUCUAUCAUUGGACGAGAUUCAGAGGAAGAACGGGCUGAGCACAUGAAGAAACACUGCGGGCAGUGAUGCCGCAUAAGUUCCACCCUUUGCAUCUUUCCUUUGUGACACUCUGCAGCGAGAGGCAAACAAAAUUUCCCUUUGUGCAGUCCUUCUUUGCAUUCAUGCAUGACUACCAUGAUUUCAUUCUUGUAUUUUAGGGUCACUAAUUUCAUUUGGGCUACGAACAACCGAUAUGAAGAGUGCGUAUUUGAUGGGUUCUCUGAAAGCUUUCCAGUAUCGGUUCAACUGGGGGCAUACAUUACAGUACACGUUUUUUUAUCAAUUUACUGUGC